AUGGAGGGGUUCUGGGGUGCCAUUAGGCAGAGUGUGGCCGUGGUGGAGAGGGCUCAUGGAGUGCCUGUAUGCAGGGUGACUCAAAGGCAGCUGAACAUCACUGUGCAGAAGAAAGAGAGUAACUGGUGGGAGAGACUCACCAAGCAAGAGAAGCGCCCACUCUUCCUAGCUCCUGACUUUGACCGCUGGUUAGAUGAAUCGGAUGCUGAAAUGGAGCUGAAGGAGAAGGAAGAAGAAAAGAUUAACAAAAUGAAAAUAGAAUCCAGAGUCCCAAAAGACCCUUUCAAACACCUGAAGAAGGGAUACUUAAUCAUGUAUAAUCUUGUGCAGUUUUUGGGAUUCUCUUGGAUUUUUGUGAACAUGACAGUACGACUGUUCAUCUUAGGAAAAGAUUCCUUCUAUGAUACUUUUCACACUAUUGCUGACAUGAUGUAUUUCUGUCAGACCCUGGCAUUAAUGGAGAUCAUGAAUUCACUAAUAGGACUAGUCAGAUCACCGCUGAGACCUACUGUAGCGCAGAUAUUUGGAAGAAACUUCGUUUUGUUUGUUAUCCUUGGAAGCUUAGAGGAAAUGCAGAGCAAACCUGUGGUGUUCUUCAUAUUUUAUUUCUGGAGUAUCAUUGAGCUGUUCAGGUAUCCAUAUUACAUGCUUUCAUGUAUCGGUAUUGAAUGGAAACCACUAACCUGGCUCCGUUACACUGCCUGGAUCCCUCUCUACCCUUUAGGAGGCUUGGCAGAAGGGGUAUAUAUAAACUUCUGUUACCUCUACAAGCAAAGGAAACAGCACCUUGGACCAAAGAAGAGAAAGAUGAAGUAAAGGAGGACUGCAGUGCUUUCUUAUCUGACUUAUCUCAAUGACAAGAUAAGCCUCUAAUUCUUACGGUUUUACCCACUGUAAUGUAAAGAAUUUUGUAAAAUUAAAUGAUCACGCUAGAUUUCAUGAUUUCAUAGUGAAUUCAGGUAACAUUCCCGUAUACUGUAUUUUGUUCCCUUUCAAUCAUGUAUGCAUGGCAUUUACCAUUGAACAGUAACAUUUAAGCUUGUAUCCUGUCAACUACCAUAUUAGAAAGAAAUCCUAUUAUCUGCAUAUAAUAUGCUUAUAAACAGUGGAGCAGCACUACAUAGAAAUAAUGUUUAUCUUUUAAUUGGGUAUUUGCUGUCAAUAUUGCAUGCAGAUAGGGCUUCUGAUGUCGGGAUAUACUAUUAGCUGGCACAUGCUGUUCCUAGGGUGGAUCUGGAUGGCAGGAGGAGCACAGUCUGAGACCACUGUGAACGGCGUUUGGGUGUUUAUUAACAGUUGAGGUAAACUUGCUCAGCACAUACCCCCCUUUUCUUCUGCAGCAUCCUGAUGCUGCAGAAUUAAAACUGGAAGUAGCUAAUGUCCAUUUAAAUUCUACCAACUUAGUGUGUUUCUAGUUUAGCCUUAACCGAAUAGGAGCGCUGUGUGGAUCCUAGCAUUCCUGUAGCAACGCAUCCUUAUCCAGUCAUUCUGUGAUAUGGUCAGAAAUGCUUUCCUGGUUGGUAAUGCAAGCACUGAAACAUAACAAAGUAAGGAAACAUAGAUACCAGCUUUCUCCUAGCAUGUGAACCUGAACAGAACUCCAUCCCACCCAUGCAAAGGAAAACAUGGAACUGUCAUGGGAGGCGAGGCUCCUCUAAUCAUUCCUGGCAGGGCUGUAGCUCCUGUAUUUCUAGCCUUCAGAAAGGCAGUAAAGAUUGCUUUUCUACUUAAACUUAGGGGUGCGACUGAGAAUUUGGUGUAUGUAUGUGCUUUGUUGGCUGGCCCCUGAUGGGAUGGAGUAGCGGGUCAAAAUAACCGUGUAUUAUUUUGAUAUCUCUCAGUAAGGGAGAUCCCACACAGGGUUUGAAGGGACCCUUUCCUCUGUGCUUGCUUUAAACAACAGCAACAAUAAAAAAAGAGAAGCUCCUCCCACAUUCCAGGUCAUCUACUCUCUCACCUAGAAACCUUUGUUUCAGUUGACUUUAUAUCAGCAUGCCCUUCUUCACACCUAGCCUCCGGUAUGUAAUUCCAGAUCCCUCUGGCCUCCUUAAUCCAGUUUAGAAAAUGUACGAAAAGUUUGCUCUAAACCGUAUUGUGGUUAUGAACAGGUUGCUUCACAAUAACUGCCACCACCCCCAGGGCAAUGCAAAGCAAUGCCAGCAAUCCAGAACAGGCACUGAAGUUGAGAUUAGCUUAGUGCCAUGUUACUGUUUAUCUUUUUCUACUGUAAAACAAUAUGAAUCCUCCAGAAAAUUAUUUUCUAUAUUAAAGGUAACAAACAGCUUAAUGUUUGUGAUACGGACCCAGUGAUUGUUACUGUAAAGGGAGGGAAACAGUGUUAUAUGGAGAUUUUAACAAAGAAUUGGUACAAGCUCCACGCUGCAUUUCACAAACGUGUUCUGUCAACAAAAGGAAUGAUGCAACUUCUCUUUAGGGAUACUUGAGGCUCGUACUCAAAGGAGAGUGCAGCUUACUUUACUCAGAAGAGUUGAGCAUUAUUUACACAGUAUUUCACUAUAGCACACACUGUACCUAUGUUUAAAGUAUGUCAAAGGAUUGAAUUAGCUGAGUAAUGGAACAGCAAGGAUCACGUUCAUACUUUAAUUUCUCCACUGGGCAUUUAAACUUCUGUUAUGAAAUCCGUAUGUAUUCAUACAUGAUAUUUCUCAGUGAAAUUGUGGUACCUAGUGCAAGCUGUCAUGGGUCUUACACUACUGAAUUUUAAUCCUUCAGAAAGAAUGUGUUUCUAUAAUAAAGAUUUACAA
Molecule: messenger RNA, 2765 nt
Organism: Pygoscelis adeliae (Adelie penguin)
Lineage: Eukaryota; Metazoa; Chordata; Aves; Sphenisciformes; Spheniscidae
Gene: HACD3
Product: protein tyrosine phosphatase-like A domain containing 1
Exons: 8
Coding region: 1-816 (271 amino acids)
Biological process (GO): sphingolipid biosynthetic process; fatty acid elongation; very long-chain fatty acid biosynthetic process
Cellular component (GO): endoplasmic reticulum membrane
Molecular function (GO): 3-hydroxyacyl-CoA dehydratase activity
Source: RefSeq, a predicted model, not a curated record